Messenger RNA from Camelina sativa (false flax), 765 nucleotides. The record is from RefSeq and is a predicted model, not a curated record. NCBI's taxonomy places the organism in Eukaryota, Viridiplantae, Streptophyta, Magnoliopsida, Brassicales, Brassicaceae.
UUUUUUGUAUUUGUGUAAAAUUUGCCUAAUUGCUCUGUGUGCUGCCGCGUCUUUGUCGCCGAGAUUCUUCUUUCUCCUUCUUCUUCAACCUUUGAAAAACCCUAAAAAGAUAAGCGUCAACUGCGGAGGCACCGUAUUAUCUACCUUGACAAUUCCGCCGGACGAAUCUAGAAUCCAGUAAUGGCGGCUCCGGCUGCCGCGACAGCGAGGGCACAGGCGCUAUCUCUCCUCGCCGCUGCCAAUAACCACGGCGAUUUGGCUGUGAAGCUCUCGUCUCUCAGGCAGGUUAAGGAGAUUUUGCUGUCAUUGGAGCCGUCUUCGUCUGCUGAGAUUUUCCCCUAUCUCGCAGAACUCCACUUGUCUCGUGAAAUUCUAGUCCGCAAAUCCCUUAUCGAGAUCAUUGAAGAGGUUGGUUUGAGGAUGCUGGAUCAUUCUUAUGUUCUAGUGAAUGUCUUACUAGUCUUAUCAAGGGACGAGGAUCCAGUUGUUGCAAAGAAAUCCAUUUCUGCUGGCACCACUUUCUUCUGCAGCAUCUUGGAGGAGAUGACAAUGCAGUUCCAUCAUCAUGGUAACGUUGAUCGUUGGUGUGGGGAACUAUGGACAUGGAUGGUUAAGUUCAAAGAUGCUGUCUUUUCCGCUGCAUUGGAGCCUGGCUGUGUAGGGGUGAAAAUUCUUGCUCUAAAAUUUAUGGAGACAUUCAUUUUGCUCUUUACUCCUGAUGCAUCUGGUCCUGAGAAAGUUUCCAGCGAAGGUAUUAUGUUCUGA